Molecule: messenger RNA, 2139 nt
Organism: Amorphotheca resinae ATCC 22711
Lineage: Eukaryota; Fungi; Ascomycota; Leotiomycetes; Helotiales; Amorphothecaceae
Product: glycoside hydrolase family 13 protein
Exons: 7
Coding region: 1-2139 (712 amino acids)
Biological process (GO): glycogen biosynthetic process
Cellular component (GO): cytoplasm
Molecular function (GO): 1,4-alpha-glucan branching enzyme activity; cation binding; hydrolase activity, hydrolyzing O-glycosyl compounds
Source: RefSeq, a predicted model, not a curated record
AUGGCAAACGUCAAGCAGGAAUCAGCCAGUACGGCUACGACUAGUGCUAUAGAGGAGUUGCCAAACGACGGCACAGGCGUUAUCAAGCUUGAUCCGUGGCUCUCUCCUUUCAAAGAAUCUCUCCGACACAGAUACAAGAAGGCACAGGACUGGAUUGCCACAAUCAAUGAGACUGAGGGUGGGUUAGAGAAGUUCAGCAGGGGCACAGAGAGAUUCGGCUUCAACGUGGACGCCCAGAACAACAUCACAUACAGGGAGUGGGCGCCAAAUGCAACACAGGCAUUCCUUAUUGGUGAAUUCAAUGAUUGGAACCGGGAGUCACAUCCUAUGAAGAAGGACCCAUUUGGGGUCUUCGAGGUUGUGCUACCUGCGAGAGAUGGACAGCCUGCUAUUGCGCACAAUUCCAAGAUCAAGAUCUCCAUGAUCACACCAUCCGGUGAACGAAUCGAACGCAUACCGGCAUGGAUCAAGUACGUUACCCAAGACCUUUCCGUGUCUCCUGUCUACGAUGGUCGAUUCUGGAACCCUCCCCCCUCCGAACGAUAUGUCUUCAAACACCCAAGACCAAAGAAGCCCGAGAGCGCCAGGGUAUACGAAGCACACGUUGGGAUCUCAUCUCCCGAGUUGAGAGUGUCUACAUACAAGGAGUUCACAAAGAACAUGCUCCCGAGGAUACACCAUCUGGGAUAUAAUGUCAUCCAGCUUAUGGCUAUCAUGGAGCACGCAUACUAUGCAAGCUUCGGCUACCAGGUCAACAGCUUCUUUGCAGCAAGCAGUCGAUAUGGUACGCCAGACGAAUUGAAGGAGCUCAUUGACACAGCCCAUGGGCUCGGGAUUGUCGUACUCUUGGACGUGGUUCACAGUCACGCCUCAAAGAACGUCCUAGAUGGCUUAAACGAGUUCGAUGGCUCCGAUAACUGCUAUUUUCACGACGGGCCGAAAGGCAAGCAUGAGUUGUGGGACAGCAGAUUAUUCAACUAUGGAAGUCAUGAAGUUCUGAGAUUUCUUUUAAGCAAUUUGAGGUUCUGGAUGGAUGAGUAUUGUUUUGAUGGAUUUCGAUUUGACGGUGUUACAAGUAUGCUUUAUACCCAUCAUGGAAUUGGAACGGGGUUUUCCGGUGGAUACCAUGAGUAUUUUGGUCCGAGCGUUGAUGAGGAUGGCGUGGUCUAUUUGAUGCUUGCGAAUGAGAUGUUGCACCAGCUGUAUCCGGAGACCAUAACCAUCGCGGAAGAUGUCUCUGGCAUGCCGGCUUUGUGUCUACCCCUUGCACUCGGAGGUGUCGGGUUCGACUACCGACUAGCAAUGGCAAUUCCGGAUAUGUGGAUCAAGAUCCUAAAGGAGAAGAAGGACGAUGACUGGGACAUGGGCAAUAUUACAUUCACAUUGACGAAUCGACGUCAUGGGGAGAAGACGAUUGCCUACUGCGAGAGUCACGACCAAGCCCUGGUCGGGGACAAAUCCAUUAUGAUGCAUCUCUGUGAUGCACAAAUGUAUACCAACAUGUCCACCCUGACGGAACUAACCCCCAUCAUCGAGCGAGGCAUGUCCCUCCAUAAAAUGAUCCGACUCUUAACACAUGGCCUCGGCGGCGAGGGCUACUUGAACUUUGAAGGUAACGAAUUCGGCCAUCCGGAAUGGCUCGACUUCCCCCGUGCAGGUAAUAACAAUAGUUUUUGGUACGCGCGCCGUCAAUUCAACCUGACUGACGAUGGCCUCCUCCGCUACAAGUUCCUCAAUGAAUUUGACGCCAAGAUGCAACGCACCGAGGAGAAAUACGGAUGGCUGCAUUCUGAACAGGCUUACAUCAGUUUGAAGAACGAGGCUGAUAAGGUAAUUGUCUUUGAGCGUGCCAGACUGCUCUGGAUCUUCAACUUCCACCCGACCAAGAGCUUCCCGGAUUAUCGGGUGGGGGUCGAACAGAGCGGUACGUAUAGGGUGGUGUUGAACACAGAUAGUAAGGAAUAUGGCGGUUUUGAGCGAAUCGACGCCGGGACGAGAUUCUUCACGACGCCAUUGGAGUGGAACGGGCGGAAGAACUUCACGCAGGUGUAUAUCCCGACCAGGACUGCGAUUGUAAGUCGAGACGCUCUGCGCAGGGUUGAAAGGGAGAUACUGACUUGCUUAGGUUCUCGCUCUUGA